This is a messenger RNA of Caenorhabditis remanei, 1674 nucleotides long. RefSeq lists its product as uncharacterized. Gene Ontology annotation, biological process: regulation of DNA-templated transcription. The transcript has 8 exons. The record is from RefSeq and is a predicted model, not a curated record. Gene Ontology annotation, molecular function: transcription coregulator activity; RNA binding. The coding region runs from base 1 to 1674 and encodes 557 amino acids. Gene Ontology annotation, cellular component: nucleus. Lineage: Eukaryota; Metazoa; Nematoda; Chromadorea; Rhabditida; Rhabditidae.
AUGCAAGUGCGCCCCACCGAAAGAAGCCGCAACGCGCGACCGCGACGCAAAAGAGCCGACGUCUUCAGAUAUGUCCGUCUGGCGACGUUCUUUUUUUACGUGUUCUGCUCGCAGUUUUCAUUCAUAAUCGAUCUUCUUUCUAUUUCAGACGACGUGCCCAACCGUACGGAGAACCUCGACUUGAAAACAACAACAAUUAUGGCGUCUUACGACCAGAGUCAACCUGACUACAGCACGCCCGAAGGCCAACAAGCCUACUGGGCGUAUUAUCAACAGCAACAACAACAGCAAGGAGCGCAGCCUGAGCAAUACGGCUCUUAUAAUAACCCGGGAGCACAGGCGGUAGCCGCUGGGGCUCAUGCUCAUGAUCCGUAUUCUAAAUCUCAGCAGGACCCAUAUGCAUCUGCUGCUGCUUACGGAGGCCACGAACAAGCUCCACAACAGCAACCACAAAACCCGUAUGCGCCACCACCACCAGGCAACGAUCCGUAUGGCCAAGGAGCCGGUGGACCACCAGCUGGAAGUGAUCCUUAUGGACAAAGCAGAGGUGGAUCCCGUGGAGGAUUCCGGGGAGGUUACGAAAGUGGUCGUGGUGGUGCUGGAAGAGGCUUUGAUGGAGGAAGAAGUGGUUUCGAAAGUGGAAGAGGUGGUUAUGGUGGAGAAGGUUCAGGAAGAGGAGGCUUUGGCGGCAGUAGUGGAGGUGGAAGAGGUGGAUUUGAUGGAGAGCGUCGUGGUGGAAGCCGCUGGGAUGAUGGAAACUCUGAUCGACAGGGCGGACCUCCAGGAGGAAGAGGAGGUUAUCAAGAUAGAGGACCUCGACGUGAUGGACCAGGAGGAGGCGGCGGUGGAUACGGAGGCGGUGGUGCUGGAGGCGCAGGAGCUGGUAGCCGCGAGUUCGGGUCCGAUGGACGUGUUGAACUGAAGGAAACUGUCUUCGUCCAGGGAAUUUCGACUACAGCCAACGAAGCUUACAUAGCUGAUGUGUUCAGCACUUGCGGAGACAUCGCUAAAAACGAACGUGGACCACGUAUCAAGAUCUACACUGAUCGCAACACUGGUGAACCGAAAGGAGAGUGCAUGAUCACUUUCAUUGAUGCCGCUGCAGCCCAACAAGCCAUCACUAUGUACAACGGACAACCGUUCCCAGGCGGCUCAAGCCCAAUGAACAUUUCUCUGGCCAAGUUCCGUGCUGACGGAGGAGAUCGAGGUGGCCGUGGUGGAGGACGCGGAGGUUUCGGUGGUGGUGGUCGUGGAGGUCCGAUGGGCGGACGUGGUGGUUUCGGAGGAGACCGUGGUGGUUACGGCGGUGGAGGUCGAGGCGGAUACGAUGGUGGCCGUGGAGGUGGCGGUGGAUUCCGUGGUGGUGAUCGCGGAGGAGAUCGUGGAGGCUUCCGUGGAGGAGACCGUGGUGGAUUCCGAGGUGGAGAUCGCGGAGAUCGUGGAGGUUUCCGAGGCGGAGAUAGAGGAGGAUUCCGCGGAGGACGUGGCGGCGGUGGAAAUGCAAAUAUGGAGCAGCGAAAGAAUGACUGGCCAUGUGACCAAUGUGGAAACAGUAACUUUGCAUUCAGACGGGAAUGCAACCAGUGCCAAGCACCACGACCAGACGGAGCCGGAGGCGGCGAAAGACGCGGCGGAGGUGGACCACCAGGAGGAGAUAGAUACAGACCAUAUUAA